Paraphaeosphaeria sporulosa is the source of this 624-nucleotide messenger RNA. RefSeq lists its product as uncharacterized. Bases 252 to 464 code for a protein of 70 amino acids. NCBI's taxonomy places the organism in Eukaryota, Fungi, Ascomycota, Dothideomycetes, Pleosporales, Didymosphaeriaceae. The record is from RefSeq and is a predicted model, not a curated record. The transcript is spliced from 3 exons.
UCAGCAAGCAGCCCCAGCUCGUCAGCGCAUGUUUAAUAAAAAUUGACGUAGACGCAUCCGAUCUGAGAUUGGGUGCGCGCCAAGCGUGUUUGUAACAUGACGUAUGCCGUGGGGCACGCAAUGGAUGAAAAGCGCGGGGCUCGCGCGUUGCCUACAAGCUUCAUUGACAUCUGAACGACUUUUCUAACUUCCCGAAUACUCAAGUAAAACUCAACUCUUUUCACCUCAACAACCCUCCACAAACCAUCAAUAUGUCCGCUCAAAACGGUGGCCGUCAAUCUCCCGAGCCCGAGCAGCAGACGGGCGCUCAACAGUCCGACGCCCCGGCUACCGACAUCAACAACCAGGGCGGCGCUCCCUCAGAAGGCACCAAGCAGGCCAACGACGACCAGAAGGCCAACCUCCAGUCAAACCCCACACACCCGCUCGCGAAGCACGCUGAGGAGACGACGAGCAAGAAAUGAGGUGUUGGUGGAUGAGCUGAGAGAAGAAUGAAGUGGAUUAAUGGGGCCGGGCAUGCAUCACGAGUGGUUGCGAUGAAUCACUGGUGAGCCGCCGCUCCAUACCUAAAAGCUGCAAAAAGGUAGCGAUAGCAUCAUAAUGACAGAUUGCGAUUGACGUCAC